AUGACCACCUCUCUCUCCACCCCCACCAUUUCCUCUUCCCACAAGUACAGCGUGAUCCUGCCCACCUACAACGAGCGCAAAAACCUUCCCGUCAUCGUUUUUUUGCUCGCCAAGACGUUUUCUGCAGCGGCAUUGAGAUGGGAAGUGAUCAUUGUGGAUGAUGGAUCGCCUGAUGGGACUUUGGAAGUGGCCAAACAAUUGCAGCGAGUGUAUGGAGAGGAGCAGAUUGUGCUCAGACCUCGAGCUGGUAAAUUGGGUUUGGGAACGGCUUAUGUUCACGGACUGGAUUCUUGCACUGGCGAUUUCGUCAUCAUCAUGGAUGCGGAUUUCUCUCAUCAUCCCAAAUUCUUGCCCGACAUGAUUCGACUUCAAAAGGAAAGGGAUCUGGACAUUGUGCAAGGCACGAGAUACUCUGGACCGGCUACGGGUGCUGGAGUGUAUGGAUGGAACUUGAAGAGAAAGUUGGUCAGCAGGGGCGCCAACUUGCUCGCCACUUUUGUCUUGGGACCCAGAACGACGGAUGUGACUGGAAGCUUUAGGCUUUACAAGAGACCAGUCAUAGAGAGGCUCAUUAGGGAAGUGACGAGCAAAGGAUACGUUUUUCAAAUGGAGAUUCUGGUCAGGGCUAGAGCGGCAGGUUACUCCAUCGGCGAAGCGCCAAUCACCUUCGUCGAUCGCGUGUACGGAGAGAGCAAAUUGGGAGGAGACGAGAUUGUGCAGUAUGCAAGAGGUGUUUGGAACUUGUUCGUCAACAUCUGA
Messenger RNA from Ceraceosorus bombacis, 759 nucleotides. NCBI's taxonomy places the organism in Eukaryota, Fungi, Basidiomycota, Exobasidiomycetes, Ceraceosorales, Ceraceosoraceae. The record is from the annotation of a GenBank genome assembly.